AUGGAAGAAGCACAUAAUAUUCUUGCUCAGAUGCCAGAGUCGAAUGUAGUGUCAAGGAAUGCACUGAUUGCAGGUUAUGUGCAGAAUGAUCAAGGAAUAGAAGCAAUAGAUGUUUUUCGACAGAUGCAAGCAGCAGAAUUGAAGGCAACAAAAUUCACAUUUUCCAGUGUUUUAGUUGCACGCGAUGCAUUUUUGGGUAUUACACUUUUCGGCAUGUAUGCAAGAUGCCAAACCAGCGAAGAUGCGUGCCUUUUAUUUAGGGAGCUGAAUCGUCAGAGCACAGUUUCAUGGACAGCUAUUAUUUGUGGCCUCAUACAGGACGGUUUAAAUCAAAAGGCUCUUGACUUUUUCCUGGAAAUGCGAAGUAUUAAUGUGGAACCAGAUCAUGCUACUUUUGCUAGCAUUCUUAAAGCAUGUGUCAACUUAGCAGCACCAGAAGAUGGCAAAAAAUUGCACAGUCUAAUCAUUCGCACCGGUUUUGUGUUCAACACCCAUACAAGCAGUGCACUCAUUGAUAUGUAUGUGAAAUGUGGUGAUAUAGUUAGUGCUACUGCUGUUUUCAACACAAUCGAUAAUCAUGACAUUAUCUCUUGGAAUGCAAUGAUUACAGGUUUCGCAAAGAAUGGGAAUGCAGAAUGUGCAAUUAACCUCUUCAAAGAAUGCAUCUUGAGUCUAGUGCAUGGUAAUGAAUUAAUUGCUGCACAUAUAGCAAAGAAGCUUAUGGAUGUGGAACACCAGAGCUCAUAUCCAUAUGUACUUCUUAGUAAUUUACAUGCUUCCAGUGGAAAUUGGGAGGAAGUGAGUACAAUGAGGAAAAUAAUGAAAGAAAAGCAUGUCAACAAGUUUCCAGGAUGUAGUUGGAUUAUUAUUGGGGACAGGACAAACCCGUUUGUUGCUGGAGAUAAAUGUCACCCUGAAUCAGUUGAAAUUUAUGAGUUGCUGAAUUCAUUAAGUGCCCGAAUUAAAGAGGAGGACCUUGUCAGUAACUAUGAAUGA
Messenger RNA from Nymphaea colorata (pocket water lily), 996 nucleotides. Its product is annotated as pentatricopeptide repeat-containing protein At2g13600-like. The record is from RefSeq and is a predicted model, not a curated record. Gene Ontology annotation, biological process: RNA modification. The coding region runs from base 1 to 996 and encodes 331 amino acids. Lineage: Eukaryota; Viridiplantae; Streptophyta; Magnoliopsida; Nymphaeales; Nymphaeaceae. The transcript is spliced from 3 exons. Gene Ontology annotation, molecular function: protein binding; RNA binding.